CAAGGCCCGGAAUCGAGCAUUGUGAUUGGUUUAUUCUUCCGCUUUUGCUUCCGACUGCGACAAUCUAGUUUUCACUCGAUCGUAAGCGACGGAAUCAUAGGCGGAAUGGGUGUUCUUCUUCCGACUCCGUCGGAUUGAUUUUCACCAGAUCGUAUCGCUUUACGCUUCUGAUUACGACUACGGCUACGACUCAGUCGCUAGUGAAAACCAGCCUUAACUAAACCGUGUAAAGUCCUUCCUUCUCUAAACGGCAAAACUAGCCAAAAGGCAACAAAAACAUCAUUAGCCGUAUGUUCGAUGCUCUGAUGCCUGCAGGUUGGCUCCAAAGUUACUCUUAUACCAUCCAGACACUAAAUUCUGUCGAAAACAGAAAUGUCAUACGCUGUGAUAUAAGAAUAUUUAUAAGAAUAUUAUCAGCCUAUAAUCGCCGGGCAGAAAAAUAAUUAAGAAUAUUCAGCCUCCGUCGGAAAAACAAUGUCCUUACAAAAAGUGUAAUCUCGAGCUCAUAAUCUUACUGGUCUGUUUGGAAUUUGAUCCUGGACAAGAAAUCACAAGGAUGACAUAACCAAAUUAAAACAAGUUAUUAACAUUUUAGUAGUUGAAAUGUUUUUGCUACAAAAAGCAGAAUACCGCUUUUUUCGCUGAAAAAGAGUUGCGUUAUUCAACGUGUAAUACCGCUGGUCAUGCGAUGUGCGUAGCGGCUCAAUAUUGGUUUUCAAGAGUCCAGCGCUUCUUGCGACCUCUUUGUGAAAGAUAAUAAUUUUGUUAGAGAGUCAUCUGCUCUUUAAGUCCCAUAGAGAUGAACAAAUACAAGUCUUUUUCCUUCGUUUCUAUCCUGUUUUAGCCUGUUUUCGUCCUGUUUUUAAUUAUUUUUGUCAAGAAUGCACUGAUUCGCCACGUAAUUGAAUCGCUGUGGAAGACCAGGCCGGGUUGUUCAAGGUCUGAUUAAGCUAACCCAGGAUUAGCGAGAAUUUUGAUUUCAGUUUUGUAUUUUUUUCGUUAAGGUUUUCUUUUAUAUUUUUUGUCCUUCAGUUAUGAGCUUGAAUAAUCACAAACUACACAGAACAUAAGAAAUGAAAACCAUUUCUUAUACAAGAAAAAUUACUACUUUUGUUGUCUUUUACAGUCGCAAUCCUGGGUUAGCGUUAACUGGCUUUCGAACAACUCAGCCCAGGCGAGUUAGUCACGAGAUUUUUUAAAAUAAAGUAAUAGAGAGACGUCUCGCCGUAGAAGACCAGGCGAGUUAGUCACGAGAUUUUCUCAGCCUCGGAUAGCGUGAACGCAGUGUUUAUUUGAAUAAGGGAAGUCUCGUGGAGUUUUAGGCGAGUUAGUCACGGGGCUUACGUCGUUGACAAGUUUAUUUAUGCAGUAUGUUGUAUAUCAAACAAAAAGCCACGUCGAUUAGUUCAAUAUGUCCUUUAUAGACGGGAUAUCAAGUUAAUACUGUAGUGCCGGCUUCGAAUAAUCACAUAAUCAGUCAUGUCGCUUUUAAGAUCAGAGAUGGAUCGUGUUUUUUAAACUUAUUUUACGGAAACACACCAUCCCAAAUUCAGUCGGCAAAACUACUUUUCAGUACUGUAGAUCAAUAUAACCUUUCAGACAGGUAGGUUUGAUAGACAUUGUAGCCUACGAACAGGUUCUCGUGCGUUGCAGGAGCAAAGUCGAUGAGCAAAGUCCCUGAAAGUCGCGAGAGAUCUGUCAGCGAGCGAAGCAAGCCCGUGAGGGGCCCUCACGAGAAAUUAGAGGCUCCCAUUCUCACCGACUCGCUUCGCUUGCCGACUGUCGCUUCGUUCGCCGACGGCUUUGUCCGUACCACCAACGACGAGAGCCUGCUCGCAGGCUAUAGACAUCGGUAGUACCUAAACUUUUGCUGUAAAGAUAGGUUUAAAGUAUUUCAUUCCCCUAACUGAGGUUUUCAUUCCACCCACCCCUCCCAGCACGCUUUCAUCCUCACCCUCCCCUGCACUCUCCUCUGUCAUUGGCGUAUUUUAAAAAUAUGACCCAUAUUGAGACAAUAAGACGGCUCAUCCUGGGAAGAUAAUGAGCAUAUGACUCAGUAUAGCUCCCACGCAGCUGUCCCACUGGCUCGUCAAGCAAUCUUUUCGCCCAAUCGUUUCGUGAUCGCGUGACGAGUAGGAGGCAAAACAUGAGAUGGGCUUCAGGUGAAUCUCGUGAAAACCCGGCCACUUGAUCACGAGAUUCAUUUUCAGAAUGUAUUUUAAAGUUUCAAUGAACGUUUGUCACGAGUUGUGUAACUUUUCAUACCAUAUCAUUUGGUAGCAUUUCUAUGAAAUCAAAUCAGCUUUCAAAAGCUUUUAUUUUACCGUUAACGCGGAACGUAUAAGUCCCUGUUUGCGACAUUAAGACGAUUUUGAACAGCAAUGCAAAGGUACAGCUUGAAUACCGUCUGCUUCCUGUUACAUUUGCUUUGGGUUUUCAUCGGUUUCGAAUCGACAUGUACAGCUGUUGUGAUCAGAGUUUCAAAAAACACCGGGUAUGACAACUCGUCUUGCUUGGUUCGUAACGCAACAACGCCGUGUAAAACGAUAACAUUCGCUCUGGAUGCAAUCAAGGACAGCAAUGACACAGACUUUAUUUUUUCAAUCGAGGAUCAAGUUUAUGACUUAGAGCAACGCGUCAAUAUCAUUCAGACGAGUCCAGACAAAAAUAUUAUUCUGAAAUCAUAUCACCUAACUGGAUCUACUAUUCAUUGCAUGAACAUCUCUGCAGGAUUUGACGUAGGAUCACGCCUUUAUCCCGCCAAUAAAACAAGAAACAUCAACUUUGUAAACCUUGAAUUCGAAAACUGUGGCCCUCGCUCCGAUGCUGCAGUGGUCAUAUGGAACUCUGUGGAAAUAAACUUCACGAACUGCGUGUUUAAAGAUAACAAACAGGCUGGGAUAUGUGGCUUUGACAGCGGGGUUGUAAUUGACAGCUGUCAUUUCUUGAAUAACACACCCAAUCAUCAGACUAAUCCAACCCCCGGUGGAGGCGCGCGUUUCUUUUUUCGUGACGUCGUUUCUCUAUCUUUAAUAAUCCGAAAUUCCAAGUUUACAUCAAAUUCUGUCGCAACGAAUAAUUCAAGAGAUUUCGGAGGGCCUGGUGCUGACCGAUCCAUGUGUAACUGUGCUUAUGUAUACGGCGGCGGUCUUCUGAUCAUGUUUCUACACAAUGCCAGUGGCUGCCGAGUAGUGAUACAAGACACCAUUUUUUCAAACAAUUCGGCAACAUUUGGAGGAGGUGUUUAUUUUUCUGACUCAAACAUGACGUCACGAAACAAUGUCUCCAUAACCAACUCAACAUUUUCAAGGAACAUGGCUGUGCAAGCGGGAGGAGGAUUAAUGUUCGCCCGCUGGGACAGUGCGUCAAGUAUCACCACCUUCUUCAAAAACUGCACAGUCAGCGAAAACCAGUCUAAGAGAGGCGCCGGGAUGAAUGUCUUCUUAAUGAACAACAAUGAAAAAUCAACCGACUCUGUGUUACGCUUUGACACUGUUGUGAUUAGUAACAACUUUGGUAAUGCAAGUACGGCUAUUCGCUUCACGACGGCUCUACCAUACGCCAGACGGAUAGAUGUGACCCCGGAGUUUAUCAAUUGCACCAUAGCAGACCAUAAGAUGUCAAGUUUCGCGCGCACCAGCCCUUUCACCUGUCAACGGGUUAAUGUGAUGUUUAGAGGAAGAAAUGUUUUUAUGCGCAACAACGGAGGUGGUGCCGCCGGGUUUCAGGAUUGUGUUAUAAACGUUCAAGAACAGUUGGUUUUUACCAACAACACUGGUUCGAGUGGAGGCGCAGUGCGUUUGGAAUCAAGUCAGAUUAUUCUUUACCCUGACAGUGAGCUGAUGUUCUUUGGAAAUAAAGCGAGGGGUCUGGGUGGAGCCAUUUGUGUGUUUGAGCACACGAUGAACGAGCUAAUACAAAGGUACAAUCCCAACUGUUUUUUGGCAUACAGCGAAGCAAACUUGCCACCAUCCAAAUGGAAGACCAACAUAUCCUUCAUCGAGAAUAUCAGUAUGCUGAGAGGAGCCGCAAUUUAUGUGUCAUCUCUUCAGAGUUGUGUGUGGACAGAGGAGUUUCCUUAUUAUAACUACAGUGAAGCUCUUCGCUGGUCCAGUAAUUUUGUGUACAGGAACAACUUUUUGUCUAUGGAAGCUAACAAUGGAUCAGAGUACGAUAUUGCCACGGACACCAAAGAUUUUCACUUAUACUCUACAAGAGAUAAUUCUACUGUAAAGCUCGCUCCUGGCCAAACCUUUCCUCUGAAUCUGCUCGCUGUUGAUGAACUAGGACACCUCACUACCACCCUUGCUUUCCUAUCAGAAGCUGACAACGUAAAAAGAACCUCGAAGCUCCAGCUACUACACAUGAAUUAUUUGCUUAAGCAUAACAGUUCAAAUAAUGUUCAGUUUUCUUUCUACGCUCCUGAGAAAUUAUACAACGAGAUACACCACAGAAAAGACAAGGAAAAACGCAAGAUUCAGAUUAGCGAUAUCUUAUCUACGUUGGAGAACCAGUUUUUCUUUGAACUAGAGCUACAGGAGUGUCGUCCAGGUUUUCAUUACUCCCCGGAAGGCAAAGUUUGCGAAUGCAAUAAACAGCCUGGCAUUUUGAGCUGUAGAAAUGAUGGAAUUCUCUACCUGGAGGAAGGGUACUGGGCUGGCAUCACAAGCGACGGUACCUUGGUCACAUACACCUGUCCAUAUGAGUACUGUAAUUGUACUCGUGCACCCGGUAACUUACGAGGGUGUUUAUUUGACCCAGACAACAGUGAUGGACAGUGUUCUAAAAACCGUGAGGGAUGGCUAUGUGGAAAAUGCUCCGGGAAUACCAGUGUUGGGUUAAGGUCGUCUGACUGCAUUGAUUGCUCCAAAACUGGAUGGCUGUUGCCUGUUGUCACUAUUGUUGUGAUCGCCUUGUGCAUUCUCGUCAUCUGGGUCAAUCCCAUCAUAUCUAGCGAGUUACGAGGGCCCCUGUUUUUCUUUCAAGUAGUCCCUUACAUUUUCAAUCCCACCAGCCACUUAGGAGGACAUGUUUUCUUUUUAGCGGAUUUGUUCAACUUUGGAAGUCCGUUGAUUUAUUUCUCUAAAACAUGCAUUAUAAAAGGAUUAAAUAAUUUAUACACGACCACCUUUGGAUACGCCAUUCCAGUCCUCGUUCUGUCGAUCUUCUUGUUGGCCUACGUGUUAAGCGCCAAUUAUUGCCUGAAAUUUAACUUUCGUCGAAACUCGAUGCUGCGGUCAUUUUGGCUUCUCCUUGUGUUUAUAUACAGCUACUUCGUGGAAACGUCCCUUCUCAUCUUGUUUUGCCCAAAGGUUGGUGAUAAACGCGUGUUCUUCUAUGACGGCGAGAUUGAUUGUUUCCAUGGUCAGCAUCUACCAAUGGCAGUAAUCGCUAUUCUAGUGCUUGUGUUACUGGUGAUCCCUCCGCCAAUCAUGGUGUUUCUUUUAACCAAAGGCUACUGGAGGGUUGAUCCUCAAUAUGCAAAUACACUGAGAAGUGGCUUGCGCCCCGAGUGCUGUUGGUGGUGGUCAGUGGAUUUGUGUCGUAGGGUACUCCUGGUCGCCACUUAUGUCGCGGUUUUAGACUUGAAAGCAAAAACGAUCCUGAUGAUCUUCGAGUGCGUUGUAAUCUUGGCCGUUCAUAAUUACUGUCACCCUUACUUACGCGCUCGUGCUAACCUCGCAGAGUCCGUUUAUCUAUUGGUUCUAUGCACAUUGGCAAUCAUGCAACUUACCGAGGAUAAACAAUUUGAAGUAUGGGUAGAAGUUCUGCUGGUCAUGUUGGCGUGUCACACACUUGUGGUUUUCCUUUGUAAAGCUACCCACCUUUUUCGCAACCGUUUUCACUGCGCAUGCGCACGGCCUAACAGAUCGACAAGGCGUCGAGGGUAUGACGAAAUAGAGAGCACGGCAACCGACCCAAGCCUGUCAAUUGAGACCCAAAGACGGAGGAGCAAUCUGAACAUAAUAUCUCAACGUCGUUCCCAGGGUCUCUCGUCUUCCCGCCCUCCCGAAACGAAGUUGAUAACAUCUGACUCAUCCGAGGAAAGCUGGGAACAUGCAGGUUGAGAUUAAAGAUCAGCACAGUGCGUCAGACUAUCCAAAGGUUAAUAGCAAUAGAAAGUUACCAGGGCUGGGAAUGGUUGUUGGACAUGAUAGAUAGCUGGCUACUAAGUACGAAAGAAUGAAACAGAGACUCAAAAUACGCCAAAAAACGUUUUUAUCUUUACAUAUAUUAAUCAUUUUAAGUGCGUUGAGAUUUUUAACGCGCGCCGAGAAGAAUUUUCUAUUUAUCAUGUUCAUACGAUAUAUUAUCACUGAGGUACUGUUUUUAAUAAAUUCUGUAAAUGUACACAAAUUUGAAGAUAUUACUAUGGUAGUUAUAGGCUUUUGAUAUUUGUUGUAAUAUACUUUCCUAUAUUUCUGUUUUUAUUUUUGUGUAUAUCCUAUAAUUGUGUAAUCUAUGUUAGGUAAUAGCUUCAGGACUCCUAUUGAUAGCACAGAUGCUUUGUAAGCUCCCUGAAGGGACUACCCUGAUAUUUUUACCUUUAACUGUUUACUUUUAAAUAAAGGUGUCUAUUUAUCUACGCCAAUCCUUUACAUUUGCCAAUUUCCAAUGAGGAAAUGCUUUAACUGCUUUGCAAUAAAUACAGAAUAUAUAGUUCAUUGAAACCAGGCGCUCGGUGACUUGAGGAGCGCGAAGAGCAAGAAAAUCACUGCACACAAUUCAACGACGAGGGGGCCGUUUCUCGAAAGCCCUGAAAACUUUUCGGGCCCGUAAAGCCAUAG
Messenger RNA from Orbicella faveolata, 6788 nucleotides. RefSeq lists its product as uncharacterized. The record is from RefSeq and is a predicted model, not a curated record. Lineage: Eukaryota; Metazoa; Cnidaria; Anthozoa; Scleractinia; Merulinidae.